Messenger RNA from Gigantopelta aegis, 2315 nucleotides. RefSeq lists its product as uncharacterized. Bases 498 to 1157 code for a protein of 219 amino acids. The transcript has 4 exons. The record is from RefSeq and is a predicted model, not a curated record. Lineage: Eukaryota; Metazoa; Mollusca; Gastropoda; Neomphalida; Peltospiridae.
UUUGAACAUUGGAUCGCAGUGGAAAUGCAGCUAGAUAAUCAGGCAGGUGCUAGCUGAUCAAAGAACAAAUCGGUAGGCAUCAUGGCGGAGCCCGGCCGGGUGACUGGCGACUGAUGUCGGGCUUCCCCCUGGCGUUCGCACCUCGAGUAUAUAUAGAUGUGUUGUAUAAAGUUGUACAUUAUUUCUGAGGACUUCUUGGAGCAUGCACGUCUCUCUAUUUUUAUAUUUAAAGUUUCGGACAAAUUGGACAGAAUUCCGCCAAAAAACUUGAAGUUGCCAAAGAAGUUGAAGGGGGCCGCACGGAAUCCACUACCAAAGAAGAAGACCGCGGAAGAGCAGUCCAAGGCAGGGUCCGAGGCUGACUGGCACGACGUGGAUAAGGACGGUGCCGACGCCGGUGAUGCGCAGGAAGAAGGGGAGGGAGACAAGAAAUAAGAAACAGUAAUCAAGUCUAAGCUAGAAGAGGCGAUAGCACUACGAAACCCACCCCCAAUUUUAUGACAAGGGACACCCGAAUUACAGAAACAAGGAGCGGAAGAGACAGCUCCUUGAGCAAUUCUCGAAGGAGCUUGAUAUGGGCAAGACUCAUAACCAAGGACAUCGAGACCAAGUUCCGGUCACACAGAACCGAGUACGGGAAGCUGAAGAACCGGUUGAAGAAAAGGAAAUCUGGUGGUGGCAAGUUGGUGUUGACUAGCUUGCAGAAAUGGAAGCUCAGGCAGUACACGUUCUUGGAUCACUUCUUGAGUAAACAGCUAGAGGAGGACUUGGGAACGAUUCAGGGGAGUGAGAUGGACGAUUAUGACGAUGGAGUUGACAUAGAGGAUGCAGCGGACAAGUAUGUGGCAGAGACAUCUGCUGGCGGCCCAACCCCGUAUGGUUCAGUGGCGAUUGGGGGGAGCGGGGAAAAGCAGAAGAAGCUGAAGAAGAGUCCAGCUAGCUCCUCUGUGGCUGAGAUUUUGAGCAAGUUCCUCACGUCUUCAGAGCAGGAAAAAAAGAAGACUCAGAAGGAGAUGGACACCAUGGCCAAGGAGUCGCAGCAACCAAUGGACGAGCGGGUGUCGUGGAGGCACUGGUUGAUGUCUACCUGCCUGCGGGUUCCCUCAGAACACUUUCAACAGUACCAGAGGGACACCUUUGAGGCCACGCUCCGCUAGAUUCCGAGGAAACCCUCCACCGCCCCCCAACAGCUCCAACAUCGUUGGCCGUUCCCCUAUGACAGAUGCCGCAACACACGUUUGCAGCCUCCAACAUCUACGGCCAGUAACAAGAGCAACCCAUACCGCAGCUACAGCAGCCCAUACAGCAGCAGCAACGAGUGGGAUUCGUCCAGUACCUUGGCGCCAAUACCCAGCCACAGGUCAUGGGAUGGUUGCCCCAAGGCCCCCAAGGCCCCCAAGCCACACCAGAAGUCGUCAUAAGUAUUGUUGGCAUUUGUUUGAGUAUUGUUAAGUGUUGUUUAACAUUCCCAUUUCACUUUUUCAGCUGCAGGAAUAAUGUUCCAUAUAUUUUUAGAUUCUUAUAUAUUAUAUAGGUUCUUCUCUGUUUUACUUUUGGGUGGUUGGUUGAGAGCAUCCGAUGGGUAAAUUGACAAUGGGGUUCAUAUUUUGCAGAAUCCCAGCCUACCUGGUUUGACCCUCGGGUACGUCUUUGGCUUUCUUGUAUAUGAGAGUCAAAUCAGGUUAUACCCCUUAUAAGAGUAGUACGAUUAGUGCAGCUUAUCCUAUCACUUUUAGGGGAUGGGCUAAGUGAUUCUGGUGUGGUGAGGACCUAGCACCAGAUCAGAUUAUUAAGGACUGAAUGUAUAGUUUAUGUAAAUAUUCAGUUCUGAUUUUGGGAUUUUCCCCAUCCAUAGCCGCAGCCAACUUUGGACUGGGGCUUAGGCUACUCGGUACAGGUGAAAUACGUGAUUCGGCCCCGUUGACCCUGGCUCUAAAUGAUUUAAGUUACAAGUUUAUGAGCCGUAAAAUGCAAACACUUACUGUUCUACUUACCGAUGACCACCCAGCUGGAACCGUCACAGUCCACCCAACCAGCCUCAGCUCCGGCCGCGACCACCACUAGUCUCAUAGAGCGGGUGUUCACAGAGUCGUCCCCAGCGUGGUUGUGUGACUCGGACAAGGAUAAUGACUCCAGUGCUUAGACUGUGAUAUUUCACUUCGUUUGGUCAGGACUCAGUGUGGUUAUAAUAUUUCUCAUAUGUACCUGUUGGCCAAAACUGUGAAUACGACUGUUUUCAUUUUCAACUAUACUGUUUUAAGCAGGCUGCUUGCUUUUAUUUCAUUACCCUUUACAAUAAAAACAUUCUGGAAGUA